UGCGCACGAAUCAAAAAAUAAAAAUAAAAACAAGCAAUAGAAGAAAAAAAAAACGAACAACAACAAUACCAUUAUGGGGCCAAUUUGGUAAUAGCUAUAUGGCCAAUUCAUCGUUGCUGUGUGUAUGAUUGUUCGGUUGGGCUGUUGUUGGCUUUGCCCCGUUGCCUUCUGCCGUUUUAGCUUUGCAUAUUGCACAAAUACCAAGACAUGCACUCAAUCGAUCUCAUGAUUGAGCGAGCUAACGAACGAACAAACGGCCGAAUGAACGAACCGAACCAUACGAACGAAAUGAGUACAUAACUGGCGCAUAGUAAACAGCAUAUAACACAUUAAAAUAUAUAGUAAAAUGGUUUUUCAUGUAGAGCGCACUGAGAGAGUGCUUAAAGCACGAUAGAAAAAAAGCAGCAGCAGCAGCACCAAUUCAAUUGUUGGCUAGUAUACAUUGGAUGUGUGUUACAGUGAGCCAAAAAAAACUUGAAACACUGCUGCUGCCGUUGUUACUUCUGCCUUCUGUUGCUACUGCUGCUCUCUCGGUCUCUCUAUCUCUCUGCGUGUAGUUGUACUACUAUUUCAAACCAGCGAAACCAAAAUAUAAUUCACUAUCUAAAAAAAGAAAAUAGAAGAAGUGGCGAACAGCACACAGUGUAUUCACAAACUAAAAUAAAACGCUUGAACGUAAAAAUCUAGAGUAACUGUUGAAAGCGCGCGUAUCUCCUUUGCACUUCGUUUUUGGGGUUUUCUUCGAUUUGAGUAUUCAUUCGCAUUCGCAUUAUCACAACCGAGAGCGACUAUUCUCGUAGUUGAAACAAGAAGACGAGAGGUAGCAGCGGCCCCAUCGAUAAAUCAGUGUGCGAGAAAGAAAAGAAGACGAGCGCAGAGGAAAAACCGAGAAAACCGAAUCGCAGAGUUUUUGAGAGAGAUUUUUGUUUUUUUGCACACACCAUUUUGAUAAUCAGUUGUGUGUGAAAUGGCUGUGUUUCUCAUUAAUAUUUGUAAAUUCAAUGGGUGCGGAAUAAAAUUUGAUUCAUUGGGUGAACUUAUCACUCACAUCGAAAAUAUACACAUCGACUAUGAUCCGCAUGUUGUUGAACAAAAGGAGCAAUCACAACCGGCAUGUCUUCCAUUGAGCUAUGUGCUAAGAUUCAUUACCGAUGCAGCACGCAAGGAAGGUCCAUUCAUAAACAGUUCGUCGGGAGCCACCGAUCUAAAGCGAAAACUAGCUAUCAAACAUCACAGUUACAGUAUGUCGUCAUCGAAUCGAAGUACCACACCAACAGGUAGCGAAAUCGAUGACGAAGAAAUGAUAGUCUCGGAAUCGGAAAAUUCGAAUGACUCAUGGACGACCGAAGAGUUUAGUUCGGAGUUUAUAAUGCGAUAUGGCAGCAGACACUCUGGCACAGCGGGUAACAGUGCAUCGAAUGAAAAGCCAUUUGCAUGUCCAGUGCCUGGGUGCAAAAAGCGAUACAAGAAUGUUAAUGGCAUUAAGUAUCAUUCCAAGAAUGGUCACAAAAAAGAGGGAAAUAGAGUGAGAAAAGGAUUCAAAUGCUACUGUGGAAAGAGCUACAAAACAUCACAAGGUCUGAAGAAUCAUUCGAUGGUGGUACACAAUACGACAUCGACUGAGGCAUUGAACAAUAGUGUGACAAGGCCGCACAGUCCAGCAUCGAAUGGCGGUAAUAAUUUUAGUAGCCAAAGUCAGUUAUCACCAAAUGGUAGUACCAACGGAAGCACGCCCGUUAAUACGACGACACUGUCGGCGAGCUCAUCGCCAACCUUCACACAGUCCGUUCCACAAACAAAUCAAAUAACAUUGAAAACAGCACCACCGACAACCAAUCUAAUAGCAGUCAAUUCGCUGGCCGUGUCGAGUCCUCCAAACAACAACAACAAUAACAACAACACCAGCAACAACAACAACAACAACAAUAACAAUAAAAACAGCCAUGCACUGCUAUCUACCCACAAUCCAAACAAAUUGGUCAAACUGAAUACCGAGUGCUUCGAUGGUGUGCUGGUCGGCACCAAGGCAUCGGGCAAAAAUUUAAUCAUAACGAGUACGGCAAACGGUACCAGCAGUGGUAAUAUCAUUGUGUCUACAGCGACCGCCAUACCGCCAAAUGUGAAUGCCGAUGAAACAAAUGGCAAUGGCGCUAAAAUCAAUCUUCCUAGUCUUGUAAAUUUAGGUAUUUUAACUCCAGCUACAUCACCAAAGCAACAUACACAACUAACACCUCAAAUUUCACCAAAUCACACGCCCGCAUCCAAUACAAACAAUGCGACUAAUAAUAAUAGUAGUAAUAAUAAUAACAACAACAACAACGAAAGCACACUCCCGCUAACGCCGAUCAGUCCGUUGAACAAAACAUUUAAUGGCGCUGCUUCAGUAAGCAUAGGCAACACAACCAGCAAUAACAACAAUACAACCAGUCCAAACCUCAACAAUGGACACCUUGCCAGUUCAAUCACCGCCGAUGGCUCAUUGACUGAAGAUACUUAGCCUAUAUUAAAAACGCUACUUAUGCGUAAAUAAUAACAAGAAGGAAAAAAAACAACAAAAUCCCGUAUCAAAGCUGAAUACCAAACGAAACGAAAUCGAAAUGAGAGGAAAAAUCGAGAGAAUGAAUGAAACAAAACAGAACAACAAAAUAAUUAGGAUAAAACAUUAAAACUAUUUCCCUGUGUUCAUCCUGCGCAGAUGUUAUAUAAGUAUCUGUCAAGCUUUAAGCCACGAUUUAAUGUGAUGACUGCGGAAGAAAGCAGCAAAAAUUAAUCUUUUUUUUUCUCUCAAAAACUUCAACAAACAAAAACAAAAACUGACGUGAGCCGCGCGUUAUGAAUUUAAAAGAAGAAAACGAUCGCUUACGUUCGCGUGUGAAUGUUGGGAUAGUGUGUAGGAAAAAGUUUUCAUAUCUAUUUGUAAUUAAAUGAAGUAAAAAAAAAAACAGAAUAUUUGUAAAUGCGAUAAUACACGUAGGUCCUAGAAGAAAAAACAACAUACAAUUGAACAAAACCAAACGAACGAACACAAAUUUAAGCACAAAAUGCUGCGUAUGAAUAAAUCUAGUUUCCUUUUAUUUUGAAUAACUAGAUAAAUCUAAUUUUUUUGAUGCAAAUUGAUUGAAAGUACUAAUUCUUUGGAGGUUGUAAACAAAAAGAAGAAAAUCCACAUUUUUAUUUCUUUUUCGUCGCUACAUAGUUAAAAAGGGGAAAAUGUCUUUUCUUUUCUCUCGAAACAAACAAACAAAAAAUCAUAGCAAAAAUAUGUAGACUAAAAUCUAUUUGGAUCGUAAGAAAAUAGCUUCAAUGUUACAAAUUUCUACAAACAAACAAAAACACACAUUUUGUUUCGUUUGACAAAUAUUUUUGUUCUAGAAAAAUUUGUUUUUGCUUCGACGCAAAAGAGAUAGAAAAACAAAACAGCAAACACACACACAGCAAAUCGAUAUAGGCAAAUGAACUUUCAAAGAAUCAUGCACUUAAAACAAUUCUAUUUGAAUUCGAAUUUGUGAUUUAAGCUGUUUUAAACAGCUUAAAACCUAUUUAUUAAUGUAUCGUAGUUAUUGUUGCAUUGCCAUUUUGGCACUCAAUGAUAGUUGUUUCUUGUUCGAUCUUUAGUUUCAUUUAAUUUGAAUCAUGUUUUUUUUUCCUUCUCAAUUUCUCUUUGUAUCUCUUUUUUCCUUUCAAUCUCACUCUAUCUCUCAGUUGAAUGAAAGAAGAAGAAGAAAAUGAAAGAAACACAAACAUUUGACACACUUCUUAAAUGAAUGCAUAGAUGAAGAAAAAAAAAGCUUUAAACCAUUUUCCUGACUAUUAUAAUCCACUCCGUAAAUAUUUUCACAAAUUCAAUACCAAUCAUUUUGUUCCAGGAGAAAGAAAGAAUUCCAACAUCAAUCAUUUCAAUUUCAAAGAUACUAGCGCGAAUUUUUAACCAUCAUCGCUAAACCAAACAAUUCAGUUUUUGAAAUACCAUAGAAAAUAUUUGCAAAAAAAAAUGAAAUAUACAUACAGACACACGCAUUAACAACAACGUCAAAUUUUGCUUAAACAUUUAAAACAAAAAGAAGAAGAAGAAGAAGAAAAAACGUUAGAAGGAGAUUCUUGUGGUGAUUAUGAGAUAACAUUUUUCUAGUCAUUAAAUUAUUUAGAGAAUUUUAUUGAAAAUAUUAUCUUUAAAAAAAAAACAACGUGUAAAUUUGUUCAAAUGAUUUUGAUUCAUUUAAAUUAAAUGAUGAAAUUCUGAACACAAUAACAGAAAAAAAAUUAUAAGAUUAAAUUAAUGAUAAUAAAUUUAAAAAUAAAACAAAUAAUGAUGAGAAAAAAAAAACAACAAAGUGAAACCAACAAAACCGACAAACGAAAAUGAUUAGCAAAUAAACGGAAAAUUUUAUGCAUAGUUGUUAAUUGUUGCUUUGAAAGUGAAAAAUGAAAAUAAACUACACUAUAAUUGAACUGAAUUAUAAAAAUCAAACAAA
Molecule: messenger RNA, 4472 nt
Organism: Sitodiplosis mosellana (orange wheat blossom midge)
Lineage: Eukaryota; Metazoa; Arthropoda; Insecta; Diptera; Cecidomyiidae
Product: transcription factor mef2A
Exons: 6
Coding region: 968-2497 (509 amino acids)
Cellular component (GO): nucleus
Source: RefSeq, a predicted model, not a curated record